Messenger RNA from Larimichthys crocea (large yellow croaker), 7654 nucleotides. It is a transcript of the gene hmga2, whose product is annotated as high mobility group AT-hook 2. Gene Ontology annotation, molecular function: transcription coregulator activity; DNA binding. Gene Ontology annotation, cellular component: chromatin; nucleus. Bases 2227 to 2577 code for a protein of 116 amino acids. Gene Ontology annotation, biological process: regulation of DNA-templated transcription. The transcript is spliced from 6 exons. NCBI's taxonomy places the organism in Eukaryota, Metazoa, Chordata, Actinopteri, Sciaenidae. The record is from RefSeq and is a predicted model, not a curated record.
UGCCGUUCCGCUUCCGUUCCGCGUCCGGUGUGAGUUUGCCUUAAGCAAGGUGUUUUUCUUUGGAGCUGUCAUUAUGUCAUUGAUAAUGUUCAGGGUAACAGGUUUACACAGUUGUAACAAUGUUAAUUUAAGGUAAUUUUAAAGAGAAACAAGCAAGAUUUUCAAAGUUCAAGAAAAAACAAUUCCAACCCAUCCCUGAUGGAGAGGAAAAUAAGUUUUUAAACAGUAAUCCAGUUUAGAAACUAACAGACAGGUUAUAACCAAGCAACAACCUCUGUGGCUGUGAAGUGAAGCCAAUGUGGAACUACGAAAACCUGCAGUUCCUCAAAUAUGUCUAAGUCUAGAGACGGAGACCUCAGGACCUCAGUGCCUGGAGGGUAAUAUUUAUUCACCAGGGAUGUUUCAAGCACAUUUUGAGGUUCUUCAGACUUCUCAAACAUUUGACAUUGAGGACCCUCCUACGCAAUCAGAUUGAGCUCUGCUUGAAGUGAAGAAUGCGGGUUUAGUUUGCGCUUGCCCUUUUUUUUUCUCUACAGAAAUUAGUGCAUGGGAUUUUAAACAUCCUGUGGCACACAACAAUGCAGAGCUCACCAACAUGUGGAGACAAAACAGGCUGACAUAAUUUAAAAGAGUUGACCAAUUGACCAAUCCCAUACUCACUCACUAAUUCAUUGAUUUCUAUUAGGAUCACUAGAGGCUUAGUUUUAUUUUAAAGAAUAAAAAACAUUUUUAUGUGUUUCAAUCUGCAGACCCCUUAAACAUUUUUCUUAUUCAGCAGUAUCAGUUCUUUUUUUCUUUUUUUUUAAAUCCACGCUUUUCACCCUUCAAGAAGGACAUUGUUUACUUCUGAUUUGAUCAAAAAAUCACUGAUGGAUAAAAGCAGUGUUCUCUCAAAGAUGUGAUAUCCUAAACGCAGAGGGUCAUUAUCCAAGAACCCUUUUGGCCAGCCCGUUGUAUCAUCCCCAGAGAGAUGUGAAGAAUUUCUCAAAGAAACGUCUAGCACAGAUGCUUUUGCAGUUCCAUUAGCUGUCAAAGAGGAAUGUGUGUUUGUUUUUUAAUCACGUUGGUUGUGUACCUUUUUAACUCUGCUGUGCCCAUUGGUGGCUUCAUCUACAAAUUUAUGCUGUGAUGUCAAGCAUUAUGUCAAUCUAAAUAUGGUGGAAAUGUGUAUAAACUACUCUACAUAUUGAAUGUUAUCGUUUGAUGAAAUGCUGCACACAUGCACUUGUCCAGGGUGUGACUUAUGGACACAUAAACUCUCUCUACAUAUACAUAUAUUUAUGUUUGUCCUGUGUAUGUGUGUGUGUGUUUACUUCAGCCAAAGAAGGUGAAAGUUCACUGUGUUAAGCAGUCUAAGGAAAGUCCAGCGUGUGUCUGCUGCUGAGUGAAUGUUCACUGUACCUCACAAACACUCAAAGGUUUCCAUUUCAGUGCAAUAACACGUUUAUUUCCUUGUUUCUUUGUGCCUCAGUUGGCUGAAACAGAGUUGCGUUCCCAGUACAAACGUGUGCAUGCAACCACCCUUAGGUAAUGGAUCUGUGCAGCCAUUGAUUGUAUUAGUUUGAUGUUGACGCCGCUCUGUCUGAAGGGGAGGGGUCUGCACAGAAACCCCUUCUUUGGGGGUCUCAGGGCUGUUUUUUUUUUUUAUGAAUGAAGUGAAUACCAGCUACGAAUGAAGCACACACUCUCAAUAAAUGAACUGAAUGUGUGGAGGAGAAGUUGGGCAGUUAUGAAAAUAAAUGUUUAGUAGGACAAUGUGCAUUUUGAUGAUAUCCUUGUAAAUGUGAAUGCAACUUAGAAUGUGGCUGAUGUUCACUGAGCAUUAAGCUGCUUUGCAGUACUACACGACCGUGGGAAAGGUCCUUCACGUAAGGCACUUUAUUCUUUGUGUCUGUUGUUCUUGUGUAAUUGAUCUCACUCCACGUCCAUGGCCGAGUGCUUCAAAGGCCCACACAUUUUAUGGCUACACCAUUCCACAUGCUCUGUGCAUUAUUGUAUACACAUUUCCCAACAUUCAACCUAUUAUUAUUAUUAUUCGACAUAUCUCUCUGUCUUUGAAAAUUAGAAUUAGAAUUUAUAAAAAGUUCUGUUGGUUUGAAUAAUGCAGGAUGAAGACAGAAUCUCCCUGGAGAAUAAUCCUCUGUGUGGUGAAGAGAGGGCGGAACUCAGCAAACAGUUUUGGGAAGGUUACAGAAGUAUUACAAGCCGCAGGGAUCACCAGGAACCAUGAGCGGACGCGGGGACGAGGCCGGGGAGAGCUCUGGCUCCCAGGAGCCCACGGGCGCCGCGGAGCCCCAGAAGAGGAGGCCGGGGAGACCAAGGAAGCCCCAGAAAGAGCCUGUUGGAGAGCCUGUCCCGAAGCGACCGAGGGGCCGCCCCAAAGGAAGCAAGAACAAGGGACCUUCCAAGGCACUGCAGAAGAAAGCUGAGGCAACUGGGGAGAAAAGACCCAGGGGACGACCCAGGAAAUGGCCACAGCAAGUUGUCCAGAAAAAGUCUUCUCAGGAAGAAGAAGAAGAAGAAGAAGAAGAAGAAGAAGAAGAAGAAGAGGCUGGAGAGUCUCCAGAGGAGGACUAAGCUUCCACAUCAUGACACCUCUACCUCAUUCAGCUGUCAGGUCUUUCAAAGGGAGAAGACUGCCUCGACCACUUAUCUUUUUUUUUUUCUUCUUCUAACUUUUCCACGUUAUUUUACCUGGUAAGUUCAUUUUUGGCUAGAUCAUCUUAUUUUAUUAUUUUUUUUUUUUUUACAAAGACCAUACGGAAUGCUGCAACACAGGGAGAUCACAAUGACAUUUUUUUCUAAUUUGUACUGCUGCUAGAAGCAGACAUUCUGCCUGUCAACAGACAAAUUGUCAUGUACAACAAACUUCUCAAUGAGAGUUGAAAACAAACAGGAACACACAGAUAGAAUGAGUAAGUGUAGCUGCACGCAAACCACAAAUGUUGACAUUUGUGGUUCAUUAGAGCAUCAUUAUGUGAGUGAGCACAAGGGGCAAGUCAACUACUUUGAUUUACGACUGAAUAUCACAAAACACUCUCUGUCUCAAAGGUCCUCAAUCUGGAUAAGGGCACAUCACUCUGAAGACUACAUCUUUGUACUAAUGCAGUCCUAAAUUCUGCUGUUCCAACAUACCAGUGUUAGUUCUAAAACAAACCAACCCCCUCGCACAUCGCCCUCACCAACACCAAAGUUAGGGAGACACAGAAAUCUUUCUCAGGGAGGCGGUUUAUCCAUCAUCUUAAACCCAUUCUGAAGAUAGACCGAAUGAGAGAUCUGAAGAGAAAUCCACAUGGAAUCCAAACAUUUCAGUUUCUGUGGGACAACAUUAAAUAAGCCACAGAUGAAAUCAUUAAUUGUGAUCGUUGACUUGAAAAUUAAGGAGAAAUUAUUGAUCAUACAAAAUUGUGCAAAUUCUUUGACCUGAACUUCAUGAUACUGUAUUGGACCAUCAAAUUAACUGCAAGUAAGAUCUUGAUUAUGCCCCCAAUCUGCUUAUUUGAAUGAUAAGCAUCAGAGCCAGACAUUGAUGCUGGAUGUGCACCAGACAAAGAGGUGGUCAAACAAUUGUUUGAUUCAGUUCAUUGUCACAGCAUCAACAAAAAUGAUAAUUAAAGAGUAGUUAAAGCUUUAAUUUUGAUACACUUAUCAUAACUUGACAGACCAGAAAUUUUGUUUUCCAGCCUUUUUUUUGGGGUCUAGAACUGAUAGAACCUCUGAGCAUCCUGUUGGUACUUCACUACCACAGUGUUUAACAUUGCACCAGAUCACUGUGUACCAUUUGUUCAGAUUUACAUUAACUAGGUCAGAUAGCUUCAUGUUUAUUCUGUGCGCAACAUAGCUUUAAAACCUUGAAUCCAUCAUUGAUGCCACGCUGCAAAGAAGUCUACACACUCGCUCUGCCUUGCAAAAGAAUCUCAAGAACAAAAGACACAAAAGGAAACCACACAUUACCUCAUUGCACACUUGAUACCUGGAUUUAGUAGCAGCGUGACAUUAGACGACUCAUCUUGCACUGUAACUUCAGGGAGACUUGCAUUUAGGGAAACCUGAUAUCAUGCCAGCGCCUUCUGCUCAGUGAUAUGCAAUAUCUUCUCCUCAUUUAAAACUACCUCUGACUCAGAACAGCUAGCUCAUGAACACUGUUGCUCAGUACACAGGAAGGUAUUGUGGAAUUCUACAUUUGAUACAACUUUAUACUGUUCAUUCAAACGAGGUCAUACUGGCUGUUGUCUUUGUCAUGUGGAAAUUUGUCUGCAACUGUUUUGUUUAAAUCAGGCAGGUAAACCCUAAAUAAUCUGAACAGAAGCAAAGGUCAGAUAGAGCCAUGUGAAUCAACAUUAAGGGAAAACUCUUUUUUACUACAGCAGCCUUAUUUUUGUUAAUUUGUAACCAUCUUUCUUGUUGGUUAUGUUGGACCAGAUAAGAGCUUUUACACGGUUUCAAGUAUAUACAUACAUGAAGUCGGAGUAUUUGAUAAAACUCUUCCAUGCAGACAUAACAUUACAUUUAAACUCAAAUUACUUUACAGGUUCAGAGUAGCAUUUUAUAAAGUAAAAAAAAAAAACCUGAACACAUCUUUAUCUUACAGUGUCUGACUGUCCAUUGCUUUGUUAAAGCACACAUGAAACUGAAAUGUAGAGUCACAGCAGUCACUUUUGGUAAAAACUUUAAUGACACAGUUGGAUUUAAGGUAAUGAGAUAAGAUAUUCAUGACAGUGAUAUUGAUCCAAGGAUACCACAGUUAAACUGUCAUCAUAACAUUCAAGCAUGAUGGUCAAAACUAUGAAAAUAAGACAGAGGUUGUUUAAUUGGAGACAGACUCUAAAGCCUGCAGCCCAGCAUUUGCAAUUUUCAGUCCAAUUCAUAUGUCCAUAUUUUAUACUUCAGAUGUUACACUCUUUUUUGUGGUUUCAAUUUGAUUGAUACAAAAAUACCAUUCAAAAUAUCUCAAUAAAUGUGUAAACUCUUAUAAAUGUAAAUAAAUUGUGUUUAAAAAAAAUAUAUUAAAUGUAAUAUUUAAAUAAUUCAUAUAUUCACAAUUGAAGUUGUGCAGUCUGUAGAGUUUGUCUCCAACACUUGAGUACUUGGCACUGACAUUUUGUCAUCUGUUUUUUUAUACUUAAAACAGAAAAGCAGCUAAAUCAGGUACCGUUGUUUUCCUCAUUGACCUUGAUGAUGUUAUUUUGUAUGGAAACAUUGUAAUGAAACAUAUUUUACAUUUUCUGCAAACUGGGAUUUCUUUUUGACCAACUGUUAACUUGAAUUUAUUUUGUAGUGAUUUACACAAUGGUUUAAUAAGGAUCAAGUGUUUGUAGUGACACUGUAUGAUAUAACUACAAAUGUUUUGGUUUGUUUUUUACUUUGAAUAGUGAGUUUUAUUUCUGAGUCAUGAAUUACCUAUAUAUGUACAGUACUUCAAACAGACACACUCAUCAGACUCACAGAUCAUCAAUUGACGUACCUACCUCCAGUCUUGAAAAGGAAUAACUUUGCAGGUUUACUUUCAGUAUGAGUUUCACUGACAGAUGACGUGAUCGAUAUCAGGACUGCAGAAGCUCCUUUUUCAAGUAUUGUUUCAGUCAAGCUUCUAAUCUCAGUACACAUGGAUUCUCUCCUUCAAAGUGACUUUUGACAGAUACGUUUGGAUUUUGUAUUCAUGAAUAUGUUUUCUUUUUUUUUUAAUUAGUUGGUACAUCGAUAUACUUGAUUAGCGUGUGUGUGCAUACUUCACAAAAAUGUGAUUUUCUUUUCUUGUGAUAUGGUUAAAACAUGUAUAUGGAUAUGGAAUUGCUUCUUACAUAGUGAUGGAUUAUAUUAUUCUUCACCUAUCACCAUGACAACCUUUGAAAAGUUAACAUGGUAUUUUGAACUAGGCCAGAGGUAUAGCCUCAGAGCUACACUGAUCUGGUCAACCUGCCUUCAGCAACACCAGUGUGGAACAGUGGCAGUUUAACAGUGGUAAACUUUCUCUAACCAAUAAUCUGCACAGUCCUGUCAAAUCUGACCCCUGUCUGUUAUCUUUCAUACACGUGCAUGUGGAAAUACACCCAAACAAUGGAUGCAGGUGUUGAAGGUAUUAAAUCUGAUGUGAAUAUUUUGCUCAAGUUAAAACAUUUUUAACGUUAACCUGAUCUAUUUUGCGUGUUACAGAAGAAGAUAUGGCAGCACCAUUAAAGUUUAUGGAAUCUUUUUAAAUUGAAUUGAACUGAAUAAAAUAAAGUCUGCCUCCAGACUUUGUGCAAGGCUUAACCUCUCCUAAAAUCUCUUUAAUCUUCAACAGUAUGACCUACAAAGACAAUUUUUGUCAACGUGAAGUCUUAAUAUGGUUUGAAGAACUGAAUUUGAGUCAACAUACACAUACUACAUCUCCACCAGCAAUGAGAGUAAAUAUUUCUGUUGCACAUUGAGACUCUGUGGAGAUAAUUCUAUUUAUAAUAAUCUAACCAAUCCAAACAGAGAGAAUCAGAAGCUGCCGUUAAAACAGCAAGCUAAGAAAUACUGUGAACUGUGUGCGCCUGUUGAAACAAGCUGAUCAAUAGCUUUGAAUGAAUCGCUUUAAAACAGACAGGCAUCUGAAGAAUUAUGAAACACCACAGACACCAUGUAGACCUGGUAUUCAUCAUCUGUAUCUACCUGCAUAAGGACUAAGGCUCAGCUGCAGUUACACAAUGGGCCCCAUUCACUAACAUGUAGAAAUGUUUUACACUAAAUAAACAGUUUAAUGACACGUCUACUUUGUAAAUCCUGAUCGUUCUUAAUUGACUGUUUGCAAUUAGUUUGCAUAGAGGUGAGUUAUAGAGAAGGUGGUGGAACGAUCAAUCAAUCAAUCAGUCAAUACAUCAAUAAAUCAAUAAAACAAAAUAGAACAAAUAUUAAAUAAAAUAUUAAAAACAUUAAAUUAUAAAACACUACAUUAAGAUGAUGUUGUAAGACAGGGUAUGAUUUCUGAGGAAGAAAACGAGAGAAUAAAAUUUCAUGACUGAAAAGUUAAAAGUUGUAUUUCCAUUUCCUUCAUCAUAUGUGUGUAUGCAUGGUCUGAGGCUAUUUGAAAUCUGUACUAACAGCUGCAGGUUAAAUACUGAUGAUGUAUGCUCUGUUUAAGCACACAUACAUACUACUCGAGCUCUGGACUCCUUUUGAAAGUUUGUUCAGUAGAGUAUAAAAUGUCACCUAAUGUUCUCUGGACGUGAUGCUAGCUGUUGGAAACAAUGAUUGUAGAAGCCACUGUUGAUGAGCUUUCAGCUCUGGGAGUCUUAAUGUAGUUGAUCCUUUCUCUUCAUGAUUUCAUAUUCCAGUACAAUCAAAUACACAUUACUACCUCCAGAAAGGCCUCUUUACCUCAUAUACAAACUGAAAUACUGUUUCAAUUCAGUUGUCCAAGAGCAUAGAGACAACAUCAAACUUUUAUUUACAUUCUUUAUUUUUGUGGGCGGUAAAGACUUUUUCUAUGCCUCUGAGUCACCGUUAAGUAAGACUGGACAGAGAACUGUUUCUUAUCUUAUGCAAUGUUAGCUAGGAGGGACGCUGAGAGAUUUCCCAGCUCUCCUUCUGCUUUGCUCCUGUAUCAUUUCAACUUUCAUUGUUUUCCCCAUCCUGCUAGUAUUACUGUGUUUGUAUUUCACUGUGUUCUAUUCACCACAAUAAAAAAAUA